AUGACACCUUCCCCGGACAGGGAAGGGCCUGUUGAGCUCGAAGCCUCUCAGACAACCGCAACUCGCGAAACUUCUGUCAAACACGAGGCUGUCGGAUCCGAUAUGUCUACGGGAAUGGCCAGCGAAAAGCCUUCAACGUCUGCGCACCAGUCCACUGCCGCUUCUGGCUCUCAACAAGGCAUCAAAUCGAACAAAGGUGAGGAGCCGCCAGAAACGCAGUAUUUGAGUUCCUGGAAACUGGGCUUUAUCGUCACCGGGUUGAGUCUCUCCACCUUUUGUUUGGCAUUGGAUAAUACUAUUCUGGCGACGGCAAUCCCUCGAAUCACCGACCAGUUCAAAUCUCUAGAAGACGUGGGUUGGUAUGCCAGCUCUUACCUCCUGACAACGUGUGCGGUGACCUUGGGCUUCGGAAAACUCUACACCUUCUACUCCACCAAAUGGGUCUACUUGAGCGCUCUCUUCAUAUUCGAACUCGGAUCCCUGAUCUGCGGCGUGGCUCCCACUUCUGUCGCCCUCAUUAUCGGACGCGCUAUAGCCGGCAUCGGCUCGGGAGGUCUCUUCUCCGGAGGUAUUAUCAUCAUCGCACAAUCAAUCCCUCUGGAGCGACGGCCGAUUUAUACCGGAAUGCUCAGCUCCAUGUUCGGCGUAGCCAGCGUGGCUGGCCCAUUGAUGGGAGGCGCUUUCACAGAUCAUGUCACCUGGAGAUGGUGUUUCUAUAUCAACUUACCCGUCGGUGCAGUGACGUGCGCAUUCAUCGUGCUGUUCUUUAAAGCCCCCAAGUCCGUCAAAGAUAAGUCGGGCUUCAAGGAUCAGUUGGGUCAGCUGGACCUCCCUGGAACAGCUGUCUUCGUUCCUGCAAUCAUCUGCAUACUGCUCGCGCUGCAAUGGGGAGGCACGAAGUAUGCCUGGAGCAACGCCCGGAUUAUCGCCCUGUUUGUACUUUUUGGUGUCCUGAUCAUUGGAUUCGUUUUGAUACAGAUCUGGCGGCAAGAAAAAGCUACGGUACCUCCGCGUGUGAUCAAGCACCGUAACGCCUGGGCGGGCGCUUUUUUCCAGACCUUCAUGGCUGCCGCGUUCUUUGUCACGGUCUACUAUGCUAUCAAGGGAGUAUCGGCGACCAAGUCGGGCAUCAUGAGUCUUCCAAUGAUUCUGGGAAUGGUCAUCUGCGCCAUUCUCAGCGGUAUCCUGGUCACUGUCUUUGGCCAUUAUGGGCCGUUCUUGGUGUUGUCUCCCAUUCUGCUUGCGGUCGGCUCCGGACUCCUUACCACACUGAAAGUCGACUCCGGCCACCCGGCCUGGAUUGGGUAUCAGGCGCUCGCAGGCAUGGGCGCGGGAUUCGGCAUGCAACAACCCCUGAUGGCCGUGCAGGCUUCCCUCCCGUUUCCCGAUAUACCUACCGCGACAGCCUUGAUGAUGUUUGCGCAGACUCUCGGGGGUGCGAUCUUUUGCUCCGUCGGCCAGAACAUUUUCACGAAUCAGCUCCUUAAAAACUUGAUGCAUGAUGUUCCGUCGGUGAAUGCACCUCAAGUUAUCGGUGCAGGGGCGACGGAGCUCCGGAACGUUGUCCCAGUCGAGCAACUUCCGGCGGUUCUCCAGGCGUACAGCCGGGCCAUCACCGAGGCAUUCUAUGUCUGUGUGGCUACGGCUGUGCUUUCGUUCGUCGGAGCCUGUCUUGUCAAGUGGGUUUCUGUGAAGGGGAAGAAGAUCGACGCACACGCAGUGUAG
Aspergillus terreus NIH2624 is the source of this 1725-nucleotide messenger RNA. Its product is annotated as MDR family MFS transporter. Bases 1 to 1725 code for a protein of 574 amino acids. NCBI's taxonomy places the organism in Eukaryota, Fungi, Ascomycota, Eurotiomycetes, Eurotiales, Aspergillaceae. Gene Ontology annotation, biological process: transmembrane transport. The transcript is spliced from 3 exons. The record is from RefSeq and is a predicted model, not a curated record. Gene Ontology annotation, molecular function: transmembrane transporter activity. Gene Ontology annotation, cellular component: membrane.